Messenger RNA from Gastrolobium bilobum, 4818 nucleotides. RefSeq lists its product as uncharacterized. The transcript is spliced from 9 exons. The record is from RefSeq and is a predicted model, not a curated record. Gene Ontology annotation, molecular function: protein kinase activity; protein binding; ATP binding. Gene Ontology annotation, biological process: signal transduction; protein phosphorylation. Bases 578 to 4483 code for a protein of 1301 amino acids. Gene Ontology annotation, cellular component: cytoplasm. Lineage: Eukaryota; Viridiplantae; Streptophyta; Magnoliopsida; Fabales; Fabaceae.
CUUUGUUUUCAUGGUUAAGGCCUUCUUGUGUUGCUAUUGCUGCUUAAUUCUCGCCAUUUCUCCAAUGUUGUUUUCCGAAGCCCGAGAUUGAACCUUCGUGCGUAAGCUACGUUCACCCUUUUCCCCCAUUCAUCAUCUCAAUCUUAUCUGAAAUCAAAUCAUUGAUCCAACCCCACUUUUUAUUUUUUUUUCCUUUUUCUCAACUCUGAUUCGAUUAUAUUUGCUCCAAUUGUGCCAAUUCUGCUGAUCAUCAGGUAGAUAAACUUGAAAUUAGUGGGGAUUUUAUGUUAUCUUCUGGUGUCUAGAUUGAUUCCAUGUUCGAUUGCUGGAACGUGUGGUCCAGAUCUCUUUGGUUGUGGUUGUGAAACUGUGUACAGGAUUUCUUGCUGCAGUUCAGUAUCCUCCAAUAUAUCUUGAGAUGGUAAUUUGAGGUUGAAUUGAGAAUUUGAGUGUCAAUAGGCAGGAAAAAUUGAACAUGAAUUUGUGGGUAAGUCAGCUGUUUACAUUUCUAGCCUUAUUAUUAUAUCAGCAUUCUGUGAAAAGAAUUAGCAGCUUGAGCAGCUGAGAAACUGUUAUUAUGGCACUAAAUAAGACAGGAAAGUUGUUUGGUACCAACACUGGGGAGGACCCUGGCUUGUUUCCUCAAAACACCCGGCCAGAAUUGCGCGGUGGUGUUGCAAAUACAGGACAACAAAUGCAUAGUAAUAUCUCUCUACAGGCAGGGGAAGAAUUUGCUGUGAAUUUUGGUCAUGAUGGAAUUGCUGCACGAAGAGUUCCUGUUUCACCUGAUAUACCUCGAAAUCAUGAGAAUAGGGUUGGGUUGAAUAGGGAGAGUGGCCCCGUGAGAUAUGAGGAUCUUACAAAUAUUUUGGGGUUGAGGAGAAUGGACUCUGAGUGUGCUUCUGACAUAUCAGACUUUGUCUCCAUAAAACAGCCUGCACAGGAGAUGGAAAAUUGGGCUUCUGUUAACAUUUUAAGCAAAAUUCAAAAGGGAGAUGGUGAUAGUUGCCAUGCAUUGAGGAAGGCUGUUCGUGAAUCAAUUGGUGACCAACCUGGUAUUGGGCCAGCUGUAUCACCCCUUCUCAGAUAUGAAUCUUCUCAGACCAAUGGGUUUUCUGGUUCUGGAAUUUUAGAUGAUUCUGUGUCUGGGAAAAUGAAGUUUCUGUGCAGCUUUGGUGGAAAAAUAUUACCAAGGCCCAGUGAUGGGAAACUCAGAUAUGUAGGGGGUGAGACACACAUUAUAUCUAUCCGAAAGGAUAUUUCAUGGGAGGAGCUAGUGAAGAAGACCUUGGGUGUUUGCAUUCAACAUCACACAAUCAAAUACCAACUUCCUGGGGAGGAUCUUGAUGCUCUAAUAUCUGUUUCAUCUGAUGAGGACCUUCAAAAUAUGAUAGAGGAAUACCAUGGGCUUGAAAGGCAUGAAGGUUCUCAAAAGCUAAGAAUUUUUUUGGUUCCUUUGGGUGAAUCUGAAGAGACAUCGUCAACAGAGGUGAGCACUGUUCAGCAGAGUGAUCCUGAUUACCAAUAUGUUGUUGCCGUGAAUGGCAUAGUAGACCCUAGUCCUAGGAAAAACAUUGGUGGGCAGGGUUUGACAAAUGAAACAAGUCAGUCUGUUGCAAGUUUGAAUUUUGCUUCAGUUUUUCAAAAAACUUCUCCAAAUGCCUCUUCUCCUUUGGAGAUAAGGGAUGGUAUUAAUGCUUUAAAUCCAGAUGGAAUUCUGAAUGAUUCCCUUAAUGUGCAAAGAUCCUUCCCAAUUUCUUCUACUCCAAUUCAGGUAGCUGGUUCUGGCACAGGUUAUGUACAAUUGCUUGACAAUAACUCAUGCCAGGGAAGUCUUGAGAGCAACACAUCAUAUAUUACUGCUCAGCUACACCCUGAGAACUCCAGCAUAAAUACUGCUGAUUGCAGAUACCCUUAUCAACAUAAACACGGUGUUGUUGGUCAGCCCAUGAAGCUCAAUGAACGGCGUUUUGACAACUACAACCCAGAAAAAGAAUUAUUGACUCCUGUAUAUGUUAACCCAAGUGAUGGUUACUGUGAUGAAAUUUUUGGGGGAGGGCCCUUGAAUAAGGAAAGAAGAUUCUACUCUGGAAAUCCUCUUUCAUGCUUGGAUGAUCCAAUCUGUCAACAUGCUGAGUCUUAUGAAACUACUGACUCCCCUCAUGGGAUGCCUCAUGCUUUUUCUGAUUCACAGUUGCACGAGACUGGAGCAAGGUCUGGUUACACCUCACAAGAAGGAAUUGGCCAAUCUUUCUCCUGGAACCUGAAAAAGGCUCAAUUACCUUCAACGUUACUCUCUAGUGUCUCGCAAGUGAACCUUAUGGAGCAUCAGCAUGAUUCCAUUCUCUGUCAUCCUCAAAUGGAGUGUAAGAUACCAAAAGUUGAGUCAGCUGAGAUGCGAAGAUGGCAAGAUGUAGCAUCUUCUUCUCCAUAUUCAGAAUCAUUAGGAAUGAAUGAUCCUUUUCAUAAGGAUAGCAUUUUAACUGAAAAGAAGUACCUUAUUGCUCAAACUGACUUAAGAGGAUCUACAUUUGUAGCGAAGGAUAUUAAGGAAAGUUCUGUGAAUUUAGAAAGGAUGAAGAUAAUUGAAGAAAGGAAUCCUAUUCCCAAGAAGGAUAGCAAGAUUUAUGAGGGGAAAUCGUCUAUCAUGGAUAUGGGACAUGGGACUGAAUUGCAUCUUUUGGACUCCUUCCCUGCUAAUAACUUAAAUGCUAAUAUUAAUAUGCAAAAGAAUUGGGUACUACCUUCAAAGGAUAUAGUUCCCCCGUCAUCAGGCAUGAUGGGACUCUCCCUAAAAAAUCUUGCGGACAAGAACCCGUCUGAUCUUCUUGGCUUGAGCCAAAGGACUAAUGUUGGCAAGAAAUGUACUUUGGCUGAAGGUCUGAAUGGUGAACAAGGAAUUGAUUUUUCAGUGACCAGAAAUUUUGAUUUAAAUGCUCCAAUUUUAAAAUGUGAAGAAAACUCUUUUGACAAAAGUUCUCUGGGAGGUCAUACGUUUGAGCUGUCCAUUGACCCAGAUUAUCUUGAAUCUGCUCAAAUUCAGCCUUCUAGUAAUCUGAUGGCUACAGGUUUUCUUGAAAAUCCGAUAGUAAGCUCUGCAAUUUUGUAUCCUCCUGUAAUUCAUGAUAAUCUUGGUCCAAGUUUAAACUUUCCUAUGAAUGGUCUGGAUAAUCCAAGCAAGAAUAUUUCUUUUAAAAAGGCACCUUUUCUGGAUGACUUGACUGCCAGCACUGAUCAAAUGGUUGAUCAGUUUAUCCAUGAACACUCUGCCUCUGGAAAGUCAAAAGUUGAAGAUAUAAUGUCGGGACAAUCUAAAAAUUUAGAAAGGUGUAAUGAUGUAAACCCAGUGGAGCCAUUUUUCAUAGUAGAAGACGUGACUGGUGUUGUUCCUAAACAUAUUGAGUCUUCAUUGGUAGGAACCUCACAUAUUGUGGAUGAAGUUGGAAGUGAUGUUGUAUCCCCAUCACCUACUGAAGCAGAGAGCAUCAUCCCUGAGUCUGAUGAACCUGAGGAUUUUAAAGACGAUCAAACAGACAAGAGUGACUUCCUUUCUGAUGCAAUGAUAGCAGAAAUGGAAGCCAGCAUAUAUGGUUUGCAGAUAAUAAGGAAUGCUGAUCUUGAAGAACUUACAGAGUUAGGAUCUGGUACUUAUGGAACUGUUUUUCAUGGAAAAUGGCGGGGAACAGAUGUUGCUAUAAAGAGAAUCAAAAAGAGUUGCUUUGCAGGGAGAGCUUCUGAGCAAGAACGGUUGGCAAAAGACUUCUGGAGAGAGGCACAUAUCCUCUCAAAUCUUCACCAUCCCAAUGUGGUCGCAUUUUAUGGAAUAGUACCAGAUGGGGCUGGUGGAACCUUGGCAACUGUAACCGAGUAUAUGGUCAAUGGCUCCCUUAGGCAUGUGCUUGUUAAGAAAGACAGAUUACUGGAUCGUCGUAAAAAGCUAAUAAUUGCAAUGGAUGCUGCUUUUGGUAUGGAGUAUUUGCACUCAAAAAAUAUUGUCCAUUUUGAUUUGAAAUGUGACAAUUUGCUUGUCAAUCUAAGGGAUCCACAACGACCCAUAUGCAAGGUUGGAGAUUUUGGAUUAUCAAGAAUUAAACGCAAUACCCUUGUAUCUGGGGGUGUGCGAGGAACCCUUCCAUGGAUGGCGCCGGAGCUGUUGAAUGGUAGUAGCAACCGGGUUUCUGAAAAGGUUGACGUUUUCUCAUUUGGCAUCUCAAUGUGGGAGUUAUUGACAGGGGAAGAACCUUAUGCAGAUAUGCAUUGUGGUGCCAUUAUUGGGGGUAUUGUAAAGAACACACUUCGACCACCUGUUCCAGAACGCUGUGAUCCUGAAUGGAGGAAGCUCAUGGAAGAGUGUUGGUCACCGGACCCCGAAAGACGACCGUCAUUCACAGAGAUAACUGACAGGUUGAGAUCUAUGUCUAUGGCCCUUCAAACUAAAGGGAAUUAUCAAGCAUGGAAGUUAAGCCCCAAUAGUGCUUCUUGAAACCAAGGCACAUUUUCUGCAGUCAUGUUUGAUUGUACAGGACUUUCAUUGUAUAGUGUCUUUUAAAGAAGCAGUCAAGUUUGGGGUUGGCAUGCUUUAAGGGUUAUCACAACACACUUUACCUAUUUUUUCUUGUAAUUUCUGUUCGCUAUGAUAUCUUCAUUUGUUUAUUCUUUCUUGUAAAAGCUGAGGUUGAGAUCAUGGUAUAGUUGUCUAGAUCUAUCAACUUUUGUACUUGGUGGGUGCAUGAUCGAACAUUUUGUCAAAGAAAAGGUGUCUUUUAGCGUAUAUAUACAGACCAUAGUGCUUGUAAACAUGUUUUGAUUUAUUUGAGU